AUGGAUCGGUUUGUUGUAAGAGAACCAAGAGUAGGAGCUGAAUAUCCCCACAAUCCUCAAGGAAAUCAGCCUAUGUCAUUUAGAUCUAAUGCUCCUAGAAACAAUAAUGACAUGACUCUUGACAACGUGUAUUAUGGAGGAUAUGGCGCUGAAUCGCCCUUCUUCGCUGAUGGUUUUGGAGUACAGCAUCGCGUGAGCAACGCACCUACUUAUUCACCAAUAAAUCGUCAUCAUCCGAGUCAGGCCCAGAUUUUCUCCGGAAUUGAUCCGCGUUAUCUGGCCACUUACACCGACAGCAACGCUGCAUAUAUCGUGACUGGUCUACAGAUGGAAGAAGAUAGGUCCCGUUUGCCGAUGAGCUUUGGCUACGAGAACCGUACCAUCGUAGCACCAGACCGUGGCAAGACAAAUACAAUUAUACACGAAGCUCCGAAAGAUAACACGCUGGUAACGAAUACCAUGAUGCAGCCAAACUUCUCUGAAAAAUCCAGUAUAUUUAAAAGCAAAACAGACAUGAGUAACCGCCAGUUCAAAGAGAACUCCGGCCAACUAUAUCAACAAAAGCAAGGCAAUGUGACUGGAGUUGUUUCAGCACCUUCACCAAAAAUUUCUGUGGAUAACCCUCCUAAAGAAGAAAACUAUGUGAUUCCCAUGACAAGAGCUGAAAGACUUAAAGUAUUGCACAAAUCUGGACCUAGAGCAUUUUCGGGACCAGUAGAAAAGGUUCUAAAAUGGCACAAGGCUCUGCAGGAGAUUGGUGUCUUGAUCAUCUACGAGAUUGUAGCGAAAUGUGUGAGUGUCAGACCGGGAGAUUCAUGUUCUAAGAAUUUGGUGGUGAGGGAUGACAAUGGUCCCGCUAUGCAAGUGGUUUAUUAUGAAAUUGACUUUCUUUUGCCAGAACUAAAGCCACCGUGCACUGUAAGAAUAGUUGGAAGAAUGAUGGCGGGCACUUGUCGCCUACAAGCAUUCAAUGUGCGUGCGGCGACGGGCGACGACGUGGCGACGUUGCCGCGCCGCACUGCCGUUGCGGCUCAUCACGUCGCCAAGAUGUGCAAGGAGUACGGGACGAACGUGGCUCAUUAA
Molecule: messenger RNA, 1083 nt
Organism: Chilo suppressalis (striped riceborer)
Lineage: Eukaryota; Metazoa; Arthropoda; Insecta; Lepidoptera; Crambidae
Source: the annotation of a GenBank genome assembly